UUUCAAUUGAGAAAAAGCACUGUAAAGGCCAAAUCUAUUUUUUUAAAUCCCCCGUUAAAACGAAACAAUUAUAAAAAAAGUGAUUUAAACUAAAAACAAUAAUAAAACCCUUGUAACCCCAGUUAAAUAAAUUUAUAAAAAAGAGUUAUCGUUAAACAAAAUAAUAUAAAAAAAAACGUGAGACUACCUACGAAUUAUUAGUGAAUAUAGGAAAAAUAUCAUUUUUGAAUAUGUAUACAACGUUUAAUGUUUUUGUGAUUUUAUAUUAAUUUUAAUUAAUUAAGCAGCAGCAAAAUGGAUUAUAUAAGGGAAUUUGAUAUUAAACUCGACAAAGAAUAUUAUUACGCUGGAGAGCAAAUUCAUGGAACUGUUAUUUUGGAUACGAUUGAAAAUUUUAAAUUGCGCACAAUUAGGGUACUUCUAAGGGGUAAGGCUCACGCAGAGUGGAAAGUGAUGCUUUCAGGAGAUCGGAGAACUGUUAAAGAUGAUCAGUAUUUUAUAGACGAAAGACAGGUUAUAUGGGGCGAAAAAAACUUGGACACAACAAUUCCAAUAUUGCCUAGAGGGAUGCACAAAUUUCCAUUCAGAUUUUCGCUUCCUGAAUCCAGUAUUCCGUGUUCGUUUGAGAGCAAACCAGUUUACAUUCGAUAUUACUUUAAAGUCACUAUUGACGUUCCCUAUGCCAGCCCCCCUCAAGGCAUGAAGUACUUCACUGUAAUCGGACCGCACAUAGACUGCAUGGAGGAGCAGUACUUGAAAGCUGUAGUACUAGAAGACCGCAAAAGCACUUGUUGCUGGUGCUGCAAGAGAGGCACAAUCAAACUCAGGUGCGUGAUGGAGCGCACCGCAUACGUCUGCAAGGAAAGCUUGAAGCUGAAAGCUACCAUCGACAAUCAAGGCGAAGACGAGGUCUGGUUGAGAGUCAAGCUCGAACAGUGUUGCGAGUUUUUCAUCGACAGAGGUGUUUUAGGAGUGAGCAAAGACAUAAAACACCUCGUCUUCGAGUAUCGUGGCAGUAGCGUGAAACCUCAUACGAGGAGUAAAUGGGACAGCUCCAAUAGCCUGGUUUUACCUCCAAUGCCCACUAGUUUGGUGGGGAUAUGCCGACUGGUCCAAAUAUAUUACUUAUUAACGAUAAGCUUGGACAGCGCAAAAGAAACUGAUGUUGUGAAUGUUAGUUACCCAAUCACAAUUGGUAACGUACCAUUUCGAAUACCAAACUCCAACCAAAAUCCAGUAAUUAAAUAUGAGCCUGCUUGCAAUCACGUUGAAGGAGGUCAGUAUAUCGGCCCUGAAUUUUUGCUCGGGCAAGUCUACGACGGCAACGAACAUCACCUACGGGAACCAAUCGUUUUAUACAAGCCGGUCUACGUUACAGUAGAUAAGUCCGAGGCUACUAAAAAUUAAACUUAAAAUCGCACAAUCUGACAACACUCAAAAGUUACAUUCCUUUAAAAUUACAUAAAUUGACCAUAGCACAGGAUAUAAAAGUAUGACAAAAUAUGUUCCACACGAAAUGUCAAUAACAAUAUUACUCGAAACUUUUUCGUUGAACUCACAGGGUACCCCUCAAUUUAUUUCAACCUGUUAAGACUGAUUUUUAGCAACAAUAUAUUAGUACUCAAUUUUUACAAUUCGAAAAUAUGUUCUCCUAAUGAAUGUAUACAAAGGAAUUGAAAGACGAGUUUCCUUUACCAUUUUUUAGAUUUUGCAAAAUUGCAGUUAUUGAGUUAUUCAAGUUUUAAGGCCGCCAAUGAGAGGUUUGUUCGAAUGUAUGUAGGUAGGCAACCCGGAUUACGAAUCGGUAAUAUUUUGUUUAGAUUAUUGUAUUUGGGUGUCGUUUAUUUCAAAUGUUUUUGUAUUAAACCAUCUAAAGUUAAAUAAAUGUUGUGUGCAGAAUAUUCGCGAAAACCAAAAUAAUAUAUGUAGUUUAUCACAAAACGCACCAAUUUGUAUAAAUUAGUUUUUUUAUUAUAUUGACAAUAAAUCUCAGCAUUUUUCUUGCCUAUCUUUGUUCCAACAAGAGUAUCAACUGUCAAAAUCAGUCAGUGAUAUUUAUAGGAACAAACCUGUUUUUUACUGUACUCUUCACAAAAAAUUAAGCUAUAAAAAGUAGAUUAAUACGUAAAUAAAACACCACGUUAUGAUUUACCAAUAAAAAUUUUGAUAAUUAUAACAAUACAAUCGAUGAACUGAGGUGUAUUGUACCAAUAUAUCUAUGUGCCAAAACGACAAUUUAAUUUAUUACUGUACAAUGUAUUUUUAUAAAAUAUCGUUAAAUGUUUUUUAUGUAAAUUAAAGGUUAACAU
Molecule: messenger RNA, 2309 nt
Organism: Brassicogethes aeneus
Lineage: Eukaryota; Metazoa; Arthropoda; Insecta; Coleoptera; Nitidulidae
Source: the annotation of a GenBank genome assembly